AUGAUUUUUAUUGCAACAAAGAUCAUUGUUGGCAUUCAUGUCUUGAUAUAUUUUGGUACAAGUCUGGUCGUUUGUAAUGAAGAUAUCCCGUUUUGUGACAAGCGGUUGAAAGAACUGAGAAAAGACGAGAAAGACUGGAGUGGAAGAUGCUUGAAUGGUGAAGGUGAAAAUCUUGCUACACCGAGCUGUGAAGCGGAGAAAGAAUACAAUCACGAGAGGAUGUGUAUGUACACAAAUAUAUGCUUUUAUAAAGGUAAUAUUAGACUGUAGCUUAAGCUUACUUAAGACGAAGUACAGGGGCUUUAAUGUUUUCAUCUCUCCGAUGCAUCAAAGUAAAGUCCAUUGGUAGUAAUACACAUAGUUCCAGGAAAGAAUCUAUAUUUCCGGUUGUGAAAAGCAUUUUUUUUAAUUAAAGCGCAUCAUGCAUGCUGACUGUAGAAUUAUUUUAGUAAAGUACUUAUUCAUACGAAGGUAUUUUGCUUUCAGACUGAUUCCUUUUAAAACAUAUGAAAAUCAAUAUGUAGUCUGCUCACAAAAUGAUCUUCUUUCUUUUAAAAAUAUAUUGCAGUUAUUUCUAUUACUUUUCGGUUUAAUGGUUUCAAAAAUAGCAUAACCAAUAAAUAUUUCUAAUUUUACCACGAAAACACAAAUGUUAGGGGAUGAAUUACAUUCGCUUAAAUCGUUCGCCAAAAAUUUCUGAAAUUCGUUCCUCGCGUCACGUCACGUAAUGUUAUGCAUGAAAUGAUUUCUUUUCGGCGUUAGUGUUGAUUGAAAUUUCUUUAAAUAAAUUAAUUCAUAAAAAUGUCCUUGAUGUUCUAAAAUAUAUUAUAGAAACGUCGGCUUUAUAAAGAACCAAAAAAGUCAAUUCUGCCACACCUCUGUACUCUGUCACACUCAGCCAAUCAGCUUGGAACGGGUUGAACGUGCUUUGCUGAUUUACUGUUCCACAAUAGACGCCAGAAAUCGUUCGAAAACCAGAUAUACGCUAUUAACGUGAGGCUAUCAAGGCAUAUCACUGGGCUUUACAUAUAGCAUAGCCUGCGAACAGGCUCUCAAUUCAGCUUGAGAGCCUGUUCGCAGGCUACAUAUAGCAUAUUUGGAGAUCAAUGUAAAGCAGAAGAUCUCGCAAGAACCCCUUGUAACAAUUAUACGCGUGGGAAUAAUAGUUUGAAAAAGCGGGGCAUUCCAUUGAUGUUGAUGUAACUUUUCCGCGCGCAGACCAUAUUUCCCGCAAAAACUGUUUCUGGUCGAUUAACUUAGAGAAAAUUUCUGAGUUUAAGCUGAUUUCUAUCGUUUAUUUUAAUGCAUACAUGUAUAGCUUAUCUUCUAAGCAUAGCAAGGUUUCACUUUUUUCUUUCACUUGCGUGUGAAGCAGCCUUCUCAUUACGUGAUUCGUCAGUUUUGCAUUGCACACUUUUACUGCGCAUAUCUAAUAACAAAUUCUAGCUAAUUAACCCCUGUAUCUCUUUAAAAAGGUUCGUGACCCUAUUUAUUUUAUAUUUUGUCCUACAUUUUACAUGUCAUAUCAGAAAAUAAGAAAAAAAUAUUUCUAUACAACUUAUAAUAUUUUACAUUUUUCGCGCAUGCUCCCCAAAAUAACGUGUCUGUCACCUUUGCACCACGACAAUGCACGUCAAUGGUUUUUGAUUUUAAAAGAUUAAAAUACCAUGUUUUCUUGUAUAUAAUCACUAGAUAGACAUUUUUAGUAGAACCUUGUUAAAAAAGUUCAGUAACGGUUGAGCAAUUACGAUUGUUCCUGUAACUCGUAAAAGGGUCAAGACGGCACCAUGUUGCACUUGUCAUAUCUUCGCAAUGGGUUCGAUGACCUCAACUUUUCUCUGUUUUUACUAUGAGCAUAUAAUAGACCCAUGGGAAGUUUCAGCGAAUUCUCAUUUCCAGAACAAUUACCGAUGAAUCACCUGAAGCGCUUGUGUUUAUAAAGCGAUCUUAUAACAACAGUUCAAUGCAUGAACUCUACAAAUAGUUUGUACUGAUACGUCACUCUUUCUCCAGGACCCUAUGCUGAGCCUUACUUGCUGAUCAAAUCAAAGUCUGAAAUCCACGCCAUUGAUUUGACAACCCAGGACAGAACUGUCGUCAUCGGUGGAAUUGCAGGCAGGGCGAUGGAUAUUGACACAGUGGACAACAAAUUAUACAUCGCAGACAACAACAGCAUAUCCCGGGUGAACUUGGAUGACAUAUGCGUAGAAGUCAUUUUACAGAAUGUUCGUGUUCGUGACAUGGCUAUCGACUGGUUGGCACGUCGUCUAUUCUGGACUGAAUAUUUAGAAAAGCAGAUUUUCGUUGCAGAUUUGGGUGUUAAAAAGAAACUCGUGUUUAUAAAGAGAACGAGUUAUCCGUCCGGUAUAGCAUUUGAUGCAACAUUGAAGUAA
Molecule: messenger RNA, 2393 nt
Organism: Paramuricea clavata
Lineage: Eukaryota; Metazoa; Cnidaria; Anthozoa; Malacalcyonacea; Plexauridae
Source: the annotation of a GenBank genome assembly